CCCACCCUCUCCUUCGCAUCUUGAGCUGCUUUGAAGAAGGUCACACGGCUCGCCGCCCGCCUGCCCCCGAGAAGCCUUCCACAUGAGCCAGCCGGGCCUCGUCGCCCCACCAGGAUGAAGAAAGAGAAGAAGACGUCGGUUUUCACGCUGGUCCUCCUCCUGCACUUCAGCUCGGCAAGACAAUCGGACUACGCUCCGUAUUUCUACGACAAUGGACCCAGCAGUACCAACGGGAACAUGGCUUUGUUCAGCAUCUCUGAGGACACACCAGUCGGAACGCAGAUCUAUGUCCUCAAUGGCAGCGAUCCCGAGGGCGAUCCCAUACGAUACGGUCUGACGUUCCAAAUGGGCUCCAAAGAGUAUUUCAGGGUUGAUCCCAAAUCCGGAAACGUGACCCUCAUUCUGGAGCUGGAUCGAGAGAAACAAGAUGAGAUUUCUGCGCUCGUGAGCAUCACGGACGGGCGUAAUAAAGUGGUUGAAAACGUGAGAGUGUUUGUCACCGACGCCAACGACGAACCGCCAGAGUUUCAAAACCUUCCUUUUAUCGUCAAUAUCGCAGAGGAUGUCGCGGCAGGCAGCAGCAUCUACAGAGUGCAGGCGCGGGAUAAAGAUCUCGGCUCAGGAGGAAGCGUCUCCUAUUCCCUGCAGCCGACGCCGUUCUCCAAGUUCACCAUCGACGCCCACAGCGGGAUCCUGAGGGUGAAAGCGGGCGAGUGGCUCGACUACGAGACCACGCCCACGCACUUUGUGACGGUGCUCGCCAAGGACGGAGGAGGGAAAUACAAGGGCAAACAUCAGGUUUUGACCUCCACAGCCACCGUGACGGUUAAUGUCCUGGAUGCCCAAGACACGCCCCCGUCUUUCGUGGGAAGGCCUUACUUUGGUUACAUCUACGAGGUCUCCGUUCCUGGCUCAGAGAUUCUCACCGUUUACGCCCGAGACGGCGAUCAAGGCAAUCCCAACCCCAUCUAUUAUUCCAUCAUCGGCGGGAGUGACGGCGUCUUUGACAUCAACAGCACGAGCGGGUGCGUCACGCUGACAACCCAGCCCUCCCUGCUGAAAAACGAACUCUACGAAAUUCAAGUCAAGGCAUCUGAGGUGGGAGCCGACGGUCUGCUGCGGGACCACGACACGGCUGUGGUGACGGUACGAGUGGUGGAUCUCAACAACCACCCGCCCACCUUUUACGGCGAGAACGGGCCGCAGAGCACGUUCGAGGUCACCAUGUCCGAGCAUCCUCCCUCCGGCGAGAUCCUGCGGGGAUUCAAGAUCACCGUCAACGAUUCUGAUCAAGGAGCUAACGCUAAGUUUAAACUGAGGCUGGUGGGGCCCAGCCGAGUUCUCCGAGUGGUCCCUCAGACGGUCCUGAACGAAGCCCAGGUGACCAUCAUCGUGGAGGACGCAUCUGGCAUCGACUACGAAAAGGGACCCACGCUCUCGUUUAAGCUGUUGGCGGUCGAGCUCGACACUCCCGAGCGCUUCAGUGCGACGGCAGACAUCGUGAUCAACCUCCUGGACACCAACGACAACACUCCCAAAUUCACGUCGGACUAUUACAUCGCCAGGGUCGCCGAGAACUCGCCCGGGGGCACCAGCGUUUUUACAGUUGCGGCCAACGAUCCUGAUUCGGGGCCCUGGGGCGAAGUCAAAUACAGCAUUUAUGGACCGGGAUCAGAUCUGUUUUCCAUCCAGCCGUCGACGGGCCUCAUUUCCACGCAGCCGUGGACGUCGCUGGACGCCGAAGUGCGCUCCAAGUUUAACUUUUACGUCAAGGCGCAGGACUCCGAGGGAAAGUACAGCCUGGCCGAGGUCUUCGUCACCGUGCUGGACGUGAACGACCACUCGCCCGAAUUCGACGACCCGUUGCUGGAGAAGACGAUGGUCAUCGGAACGCCGAUCAAAGUCGAGGCGGUGGACGAGGACGCCGAGUCUCCCAACAACGUGGUGGAGUACUGCAUCAUGUCGGCGGAUCCCGACGACGCCUUUGAGAUGGACGCCCGGACGGGCGAGAUCCAGCUGAAGCCGUACAUCAAGUCGAUGGAGAUCGUGCGCAACAUCACGAUGCAGAAGGACUGCAAGUGGUCACUGGUGGUGCAGGCACGAGACCGCGGCUCUCCGUCCUUCAGCACGACCGCCGUGGUCAACGUCGACAUCACCGAGGCGACUCCUCUCAAGGGGCCUAUGGCGGCCUUUUUAAUGAGGAGUCGGGACAACCCCAUGAAAGCGUUAGGCAUGCUUACCUUCAUUAUUAGCUUGUCGGUAGGAGCGACCGUUCUCAUCUCCACGGCCAUCUACAUGCGCAACGCCAAGUCCCAAAACAGGGUGACGCCUGCGCGCCGCAUCAUCAAGAGGCGACCCGGGCGCCGGCAGCCUCGGACCUUCAACGUGCUCGCCUUCAAAUUCGGCAAGCCCUCCGAGAAGUUCCUCGCGCAGGAUCCGGAGGGGAGCCCCGAGCGGGAGAGCGGCACCCAGAGAACGAGGCGGCCGCAGCCGCCGCCGCCGCCGCCGCCCUGCGCCCCGUGUCUGCCCCCGCCGGCCCCCGAGAGGUCCCGCGCUGUCCCCACCAUAUCGGGAGUCUUGGCCUCCAAAGGUUCCAGGAAAGGCAAGCGGGGCGGUCGCAAAGAGGGCAACGUGAGCUCGGCGCUGGUUUCCGAGUUGAAAAUGAGGCUGGAGCAGAAAAUUAGAGAAAACAACCAAGGUUACUAUUAGCCGGACGUGGCAAAAGUACUCACGCCGAGUAGAAGCACACAGACUUGUGUCGAAAAACAGACUUCCCAUUCAUUCACUUGGGUC
This is a messenger RNA of Hippocampus comes (tiger tail seahorse), 2793 nucleotides long. RefSeq names its product cadherin-related family member 1. The transcript is spliced from 18 exons. Gene Ontology annotation, molecular function: calcium ion binding. NCBI's taxonomy places the organism in Eukaryota, Metazoa, Chordata, Actinopteri, Syngnathiformes, Syngnathidae. The record is from RefSeq and is a predicted model, not a curated record. Bases 115 to 2709 code for a protein of 864 amino acids. Gene Ontology annotation, biological process: homophilic cell-cell adhesion. Gene Ontology annotation, cellular component: plasma membrane.